UAUGUCUACCCCGGCGCCAAAAUAUUCUAUUGGAUUUGAAGAAUUACAAUCGAAAGAACAUCUCCUGUGGAAAUCAAUCCUAGCCGAAUUCUUGGGAAAUUUCAUUUUGAAUUUCUUUGCCAUUGGUGCCUGUACCCAGCCGGAGGAUGGAACAUUCAAGGCAUUCUCAUUUGGCUUUAGUAUUUACAUGGGCAUAACCAUAGUGGGUUAUCUCAGUGGUGGACAUAUAAAUCCAGCUGUAUCCGUUGCCAUGGCCCUGGCUGGUCGUAUAAGUCUUAUUCGCAUGCUUUUGUAUAUUGUGGCUCAAUGUAUGGGUUCGGCAGCUGGUACAUGUGUACUUAAAAAUCUGCUAGACGAGGCGUAUCAUAAUGGUUUGGGUCACACAACAUUGGCGGAAAAUAUUUCAGAGCUUCAGGGUCUAGGUAUUGAAUUUAUACUUGGUCUGCUGCUGGUUCUAACCGUGUUUGGAGCAUGCGAUGCAGCUAAACCGGAUAAUAAAUUUAUUGCACCCUUUAGUAUUGGUAUGGCGGUAACACUUGGUCAUCUGGGUACGAUACGUUAUACCGGAACUGGUAUGAAUCCUGCACGGGCAUUUGGUACAGCUUUUGCCACAGAUAAUUGGCAGUCACAUUGGGUAUAUUGGGCCGGACCCAUAUUGGGUGGCAUUGUUGCAUGCAUGAUUUAUUCACAGAUUUUGGAGAAGCCCACCGUCCCACCAAAACCCAUUGAAGCUUCGGAUAAGUAUCGUAUUCAUGCCUAUGAACGUGAAAUGAAGAAAUUGGAAAUUUCUAGAGAUUUUGCAUAA
Messenger RNA from Musca vetustissima, 805 nucleotides. RefSeq names its product aquaporin AQPAn.G-like. Gene Ontology annotation, cellular component: plasma membrane. Lineage: Eukaryota; Metazoa; Arthropoda; Insecta; Diptera; Muscidae. The transcript has a single exon. Gene Ontology annotation, biological process: transmembrane transport. Gene Ontology annotation, molecular function: water channel activity. The record is from RefSeq and is a predicted model, not a curated record. Bases 2 to 805 code for a protein of 267 amino acids.